Molecule: messenger RNA, 1313 nt
Organism: Amborella trichopoda
Lineage: Eukaryota; Viridiplantae; Streptophyta; Magnoliopsida; Amborellales; Amborellaceae
Gene: RPL4
Product: ribosomal protein L4
Biological process (GO): translation
Cellular component (GO): ribosome
Molecular function (GO): structural constituent of ribosome
Source: RefSeq, a predicted model, not a curated record
AAAAUUUUUGGAUAAAGAAUAAAUGGCCAAAUCACUCUUCCCGCUCUGAAACCCUCUCCCCUCUCUCUCUCUCUCUCUCUCUCAACUCUACCUCACUUCCUCUCUCAUCCCCAUCAAUGGCGGUUUCCCUCUCAACCCCGUCCCUCUCCUUCUUCUCCUCCUCCCUAUUUUCUCACUCUAACCCACUUUGUAAAACCCUCUCUCUCUCUACGUCCUCAAUCCCUCACCUCUCUCUCUCUAACCCUCCAAACCCCAAACCCAUCGUCUCAGAGCUUUCCACCCUUCCAGUUCUCACCUUCGAUGGCGAAAACACAGGCAAAACCCUAACCCUAAACCUCAAAUCCGCCCCCACCGAAACAGCGAGGGCAGUUGUUCACAGGGCCAUAAUCACUGAUCAGCAAAACCAGAGGAGAGGGACGGCUUCAACGCUAACCAGAGGCGAAGUGAGAGGAGGGGGCAAAAAGCCCUACCCCCAGAAGAAAACUGGCCGAGCUCGAAGGGGCUCUCUGAGAACUCCACUGAGGCCUGGAGGAGGUGUUGUCUUUGGGCCUAAGCCUAAGGACUGGUCCAUUAAAAUCAAUAGAAAGGAGAAGAGGCUGGCAAUUUCGACUGCGAUUCUCAGCGCCAGUGUUAACACAGUGGUGGUUGAGGAAUUCAAUGAGAAAUUUGAGAAGCCAAAGACUUCGGAGUUUGUAGGGGCUUUGAAGAGGUGGGGCGUAAACCCUAAAGAGAAUUGUAUGGUUUUCUGCACAGAGGUUUCCGAGAAUGUGAUACUGUCCAGCCGAAACAUCGGGACUGUGAAAAUCUUGACGCCAAGGACUCUGAAUUUGUUUGAUAUUUUGAAUGCCGAGAAGCUGGUUUUUACGCAGUCAGCGGUGGAUUACUUGAAUGAGAUGUAUGGGAUUGAGGCUCCAAAUGAUGAUGAUGAUGAUGAUGGAGAGGAGGAAGAAGGAGAAGCGGGUGGAGAUGAAGGAGAAAGAAGUUCAGAUUCAGCAGAGUAGCAGCCGUGGAAAAUGUUCACUUUUCUUGCAAUUCAUCAAUCCUUUUGGAGCCAAUGCAUCCAUGUAAAGAGAGGCUACAUCUCCAGACUUUGGCAAUAAUUCUGCGAUAUAGUCUUCCCCAGGAGCUGGAGUUUUUUGGCAUAUUAUAAUGGUCUUGUAUUGCUUUCUCUCCUUUUUUUCCUCUUUUUUUGGUAAAUUGUAUUCACUUCUUUUUAUCGGCCAUUAAUGUGCCAUGAAAGCUGUUGUAUGCCAACCUUGCUUCGGAAAACUGUCAUGUGGUAGAUCAAUUUAAUUGUUUUCUUGGCUUGAUCA